AUGGCAGCUCAAAUUCCGCCAGAAUACAGAGACGCCGACGUUGAACUCGAGCCCUUCGACGAACCGCAAACUUUCCAACAUCCGGACUCUCCGCUACCGCACUUUGACGACUUCACGGAGCCUGAGACCCCCGAAAGAACGAUGGAAGCAACACCAAAAUGGAUGAGAACGGCACAGCCGUGGGGGACAGCCCUUUCUCGGAGGGCCGUUGAUCUGUUGAAGCCGAGGCUUGCGUGGGGGUACAUCAUCUGGACGCUCAUCGGGCUCUACGUGCUCUACUGCCUCGUCAUCCGAUCACCACUCUUGGCAUCCAAGUUGCCCCAAUACUCUGGAAGGUACGGUGUUGGCGCGAUCGAUGUGGAAGUCCCUGUUCAAUCACCGCGGCAAACGAGUGAACUGGCUUUCAAGGACGGCAAGCCGGCAUUCGAGCUUGAGACUGUCCUCUUCACGCUGUACUACCCCGCAACCAAAGGUGUUCGAGGAAGGCGACCACGUCACUACUGGAUUCCCAAGCCUGUCAGCUUAACGGCGGAAGGCUAUGCCCGCGCAGCGCACUUUAACAACUUUAUCUCGAGACCGAUCUUCACGUUCGCAUUGUGGGCUAUUGCCGGGAGCAUUACGAUCCCAGCCGAGGUGGAUGUCCCGCUUCUGCCUCUCGAAGAUAAGUCUGGGGAGAAGUUUCCGGUCGUGGUAUUAUCGCAUGGACAGGCCAGCUCGAGGACGGACUAUACACACUACUGUGGCGAGUUAGCGAGCUCGGGAGUCGUCGUGGCGGCGGUGGAGCACCGUGACGGCAGCGGCCCCGGAUCUGUUGUCACCACUGAGAACAGGGAGAGGACGGUGAUGUAUCUCAACAAGAAGGAACUCCGCGGCGGCAAGGAGAUGGAGGAUGACGAUUUCAAGUUCGAGCAGCUUGCCUUCCGGCAGGCAGAGAUUGAGGAGACGAUUGCCGUGCUGAGGUCACUGGACGCCGGCCGAGGCGGCGACGUCUUUGAGAAGAACGCAAGAAAGGAGGGCAAGGACCUGGAGCAGUGGGCGAACCGCCUCAACUUCUCGGAGACGGUUAUCGCAGGCCAUUCGUUUGGUGCCACGGGCGCGUUGCAGGUCCUCCGAGGCGCAACGACGGACGAAAACCCAGCCGUGGGUGGUAUCAUUCUGGACCCGGGAAAGAGCAGCGGGCGGCUGAACACGGAUAUCGACGUGCCGAUCUUGGUGGUGCAUUCGGACUCGUGGUCGAAGAAGGUCACCAUUUUUUUUGGCAGGCCGCACUUUGACACCGUUAGAGAUAUCGUGAAGGAUGUGCUCAAGAGGGUUGGGUCCAGUUGGUUCCUGACGAGCAUGAAGACGAGCCAUCCUAGCGUUACGGACGCGCCGCUUAUUGAGCCUCUUCUGCUGAGAUGGACAACUGGGGCUACGAUCAACGUUAACGAGGGCUUGCGGGAGUAUGUGAGAGUUUCGAUGGAGUUUCUCGACUUCCUGAGGAAUGGCACAAGGCGAGGUGUGCUUUCUGAAGGGGCUACGCAUGAAGAGUAUGGGGAGGAUACGCGGACGGAAGAGCAGAAGGAGCGAAUACCUAAGGAGGUGAUGAAGUACUGGGAGAUUCAUGUCGCGCCACCUCGAGAGGAGUAG
Colletotrichum gloeosporioides is the source of this 1629-nucleotide messenger RNA. Its product is annotated as Platelet-activating factor acetylhydrolase. Gene Ontology annotation, molecular function: 1-alkyl-2-acetylglycerophosphocholine esterase activity. NCBI's taxonomy places the organism in Eukaryota, Fungi, Ascomycota, Sordariomycetes, Glomerellales, Glomerellaceae. Bases 1 to 1629 code for a protein of 542 amino acids. The transcript has a single exon. The record is from RefSeq and is a predicted model, not a curated record.